UAUCGUAGAAGAUGGAAAGUGGAUUACCCUUGCUUAAUUGUCUCUUGCAGCAGACUCUCAGAAGCAUUUGCACUUCUCCCUCUUCUUCUAAGUGGGUAUAUGCUGUCUUCUGGAGGAUAUUACCUCGUAACUUUCCUCCUCCGAGGUGGGAGUUUGGAGGAACUUCUCUUGAUCGCUCCAAAGGAAACAAGAGGAACUGGAUCCUUGUAUGGGAAGAUGGGUUCUGUGAUUUUAACGAAUGCGAGCAAAGGAAGAGCGGUUACUUGAACGGUAGGUUUGGAGCUGACGUAUUCUUCAAAAUGUCGCAUGAGGUUUACAAUUAUGGAGAGGGAUUACUAGGAAAAGUUGCCGCAGAUAAUAGUCACAAAUGGGUUUAUAAUGAGAAUCACAAUGAGUGUGAAUCUAGCUAUAUUGCUCCAUGGAAUGCUUCUGUCGAGCCACAACCAAAGGCGUGGGAGAUUCAGUUCAAUUCGGGUAUUCAGAGUAUUGUCAUAAUUGCGGUUAGAGAAGGCGUAGUGCAAUUGGGUUCAUUUAACAAGAUUGCAGAGGAUCUGAAUCUAGUGAUCAGCAUACAAAGAAAAUUCAGCUACCUUCAAAGCAUACCGGGUGUGUUCGGUAUUCAAAGACCGUACCUACCCAUCCAACAUCCAUACAUUGUGAAGCCCAGUUUCAUAGAAAGCAAUGGAAUGGUUCUAUCUACCUACGACAUGAGCCAAGUAACAGGAGUCAACAAAGUGGUUGACGAAAGAUCUAAUUUUUCUUCCAUGAUAGCUAUAGAUUUGGAGUGGAACCCUUCUCAAAAUGGAGCAACAGGGGCACCUCUUUGGUCAGCCCCUCCUUUGCCAACCAUGCCUUGCAGUUUUGGAGCUAUGCUAUCGAAACUACCACCCCAUAAUUCCACACAAGCACCUGAAGCCGUGAUUCAAAGCAAUGGCGAGAGAGUGAAGAUUGAGGAGUGCGAGUUUCAUCAUACCUAUGAUGGUGAUCAUAAAGGAAAGGGUGUGGAAAAGAUACUACUGAAGCUGCUACUAAGUUAAUAGAGUGUACAAUAAUAAUUGAAACUUAAAGGGGAAAUAAUUUGCAAUUAAGAUCCUUAACUUAAUACUCUGUAGUCAUCAUGGAUCCUAUGAUAGCGAAGGAAGAAUGGCAUUAAAGAUUAGAAUGGAGUGGUGGGCCGGGCUUGACAACGUGGCCUAUCCUUUGAAAUGUGGUGUUCCAUCUUGUGGGCCUGUGUUGAAAACGAAAUGAAACAAGACAGUGAUAAUUGAAGUCAGCAACUCAACGUCAAGCUGCUCUGGGCGACAAUUAGUAUUUGAAGCCAUGGUCCCCACUGUUACCCUACUCUACUGUUCCUUGUACCACUCAACCUUAGACAAUUACAUUUCCCAAUUCUCGUCUUCUUCCACAGAUAUUAUCGUUUCCACAUUCUAGUUUUACCUGCAACUUUGUAAUAGAUUUUUUUUAUUUUUUUAGUUUCUUAACUUAGAUUUCUUUUUAAUAUCCAAAACUAUUCAAUUUCAU
This is a messenger RNA of Abrus precatorius (Indian licorice), 1521 nucleotides long. RefSeq names its product protein RICE SALT SENSITIVE 3-like. NCBI's taxonomy places the organism in Eukaryota, Viridiplantae, Streptophyta, Magnoliopsida, Fabales, Fabaceae. The record is from RefSeq and is a predicted model, not a curated record. The transcript is spliced from 8 exons. The coding region runs from base 12 to 1037 and encodes 341 amino acids.